Messenger RNA from Drosophila innubila, 408 nucleotides. RefSeq names its product 40S ribosomal protein S28 (gene RpS28b). Gene Ontology annotation, biological process: translation; ribosomal small subunit assembly; maturation of SSU-rRNA. Gene Ontology annotation, molecular function: structural constituent of ribosome. Gene Ontology annotation, cellular component: cytosolic small ribosomal subunit; ribosome. The record is from RefSeq and is a predicted model, not a curated record. The transcript has 2 exons. The coding region runs from base 66 to 263 and encodes 65 amino acids. NCBI's taxonomy places the organism in Eukaryota, Metazoa, Arthropoda, Insecta, Diptera, Drosophilidae.
UCGCUUGCGUCUGUCAAUUGAAGCGCAUCUAGCACGUGAAUUCUCUUUGUGAAAACACAAAAAUAAUGGACAAACCAGUUGUUUGGGCUCGCGUUAUGAAAGUUCUUGGCCGCACCGGCUCCCAGGGCCAGUGUACCCAGGUCAAGGUCGAGUUCCUCGGCGAACAGAACCGUCAAAUCAUCCGCAACGUCAAGGGACCCGUGCGUGAGGGCGACAUUCUAACUCUGCUCGAGUCCGAACGUGAAGCCAGAAGACUACGCUGAGGAGUGAUACUCGCUUGAAAUUUGUUUAUUAUAUGUGGAUUCGCUCCCAAAAAAUGGCUACUGUAAACAAAAUAAAUCCAGAAUGGCACAUCACCAUAUUGAAAUGUGUUUUUAAAUAAAUUUCAAGUAUUUCAGUGCUAGCAUA